AAUUAUUUUAAGGAAAGUCCUCUUUCUUUCAUACUAGAGCGGCUAGGUGGUUAGUUGCAGCUCUGCUAAAAAUAACUAAUUUCCUCAUUUCACUCUGGAAUCACAACUUCAUUUUUUCUUCUUUUUUAGCUGUGGGCUCAUUUGGAGCCAGUUUCUGUCUGUGAAUAUGCUGACCGACAACAUCUUACUGACCCUCUUCUUUGUUUCAGGUGCUCUGGCUGCUUGUCCUCACAAUCCAUCCCUAUUCAUUACUGCACCAAAGAAGAUGGAAGCACUGAGUGGAUCUUGUCUGAUAAUCCCAUGUAACUUCAGUGCUAAACCAGAUCAGGACUUUAACAGCACAAGAACCUUUGGAGUGUGGAUUAAAAGUGACUCCAGAUUUGGCAUCAAUAGAAAUAAUGUUAUUUUCAACAGUAGUGGGACAGUUACCACCUAUCCAAUGAGUAUUACUGGAGAGCUGAGUCAGAAAAACUGCACCACCUUGUUUUCCAGUUUAAUCACAAAUUACACUGACAGAUACUUCUUCAGAAUUGAGAGCGGGACAUUCAUAGCAACAGCUUCUUGUGAUCCUCUUCAAAUAACAGUUCAAGAUUCCCCCCCGAGGCCCAGAAUUGAGAUCUCAGGUGAUCUGAAGGAGAAGGAGUCUGUCACUAUAAGCUGCUCAGCUUCCACUCCCUGUCCACACUCCCCUCCUAAACUCACCUGGAAUCUCCAACAAGACCCUCCCAACAACAUAGAGGAGAACACAGAUCAGACCUUCACAACUAAAAUCCAGAAGACCAUCACUCUGUCAGACACACAUGAUGGAUUCACCAUCAGCUGUUCUGCCACAUAUCCUGUGAAUGAAGGAAGAGAAGUCAAGACAGCAGAGGAGAGAAAGACUCUCAAUGUUUCAUAUGCUCCCAAGGACACCUCAGUGUCCAUCAGUCCAUCAGGUUUGGUGUCAGCAGGUAGCUGGGUGAACCUGACCUGCUCCAGCAGAGCCAAGCCUCCCGCCAGCUUCAGCUGGUUCAAGAACAGCAAAGAUGGAGCCAUCAGUGUAGCUGAAGGAGACUUUUACAGCGUCAAAGUGACCAAUGUCACUGAUGGAGUUUAUUACUGUGUGGCUACAAAUGAUCUCGGUAAUCAGACAUCAUCAGAGAUCCAUGUGACUAAUGAAGGAGCAACAAAGCUCGAUCCCUCUUCACCAUGGGGGGCGGUUGUUGGAGUGAUCAUUGGGAUCAUCAUACUCCUCUGUGUGAUCGUUGCUGUUUGGUGGUAUAAAACAAAACAUCCAACUUUACAACAGACACAGAGCCUAACAGCUGAGGGGCCGGCUGUUCAAGAGCCAGCCAGAGCAACAGAAACAGAAGACAUCCAUUAUGGGGAGAUCGACUUCUCCAAGCAGAGACCUGAAGCGUCCUCGGCCUCGGAGCAGGACAGAGGACAGCAGCAGGACACGCUGUACGCACAGGUCAAAGUUUCCAGGACAGCAAAGAACGUAAGACGGACUGCUGGCGGCCCAGAGGAUCUCUACGCUCUAGUGAAGAAAUAAAUGAGUUUAUGGACAUACACGGACAAGAUUUUUUGGGGGGCAAUUUUAUUUGACAGGACAGCUUAAGACAAGAAAGGGGGGAGAAAGGGGGAACAACAUGCAGCACAGGGCCCAGGUUGGGAUCGAACCCACGGUUGCUGCGGUAAGGACUGGGCCUUUGUACAUGGGCACACACUCAACCAGGUGAGGUGCCCGGCGCCCCUGGACAAAUAUUUAAUUGUUAGUAUUACAAGGAAAUAUUGGCUUCGCAACCUGAAUGUUUUUGCAAUACAUUUAAAGUGUGACAUUUUGAAUGUUGUUUAAUAAAUGAAGGUGUGUAGUGUAGCGGAAUUAAUCUUCACAUGAGAGACAGAUCAGCUGCUUCAUGGAAACUAUCAACAGUCUCUCUUUAGCAUUGUGUGCUGCAUGUUGGAUUCCUCUGCACUUUGUUUUGUUAAAGGACCAGUGUGUAGGACUUAGAUGGAUCUAUUGGUAGGAAUAUAAUGUUCAUAAUUAUGUUUACAUUAGUGUAUAAUCACCUGAAACUUAGAAUUGUUGUGUUUUCGUUGGUUUAGAAAAAACCUUCAUUUCUACAGUAGGGUCCUCUUCCACGGAGCCCACCAUGUUGCUACAGUAGCCCAAAACAGACAAACCAAACACUGGCUCUCACAUUAGUUCUUAGAUUUUUUCACGCCAAGAACCCAAAACUGACACAAAUUAGACCAUGGACUCUCAUUUAAUAAGAUUUGUCCCAUG
Messenger RNA from Perca fluviatilis (European perch), 2269 nucleotides. RefSeq names its product vascular cell adhesion protein 1-like. The transcript has 8 exons. The coding region runs from base 167 to 1534 and encodes 455 amino acids. Lineage: Eukaryota; Metazoa; Chordata; Actinopteri; Perciformes; Percidae. The record is from RefSeq and is a predicted model, not a curated record.